Messenger RNA from Adineta ricciae, 1482 nucleotides. The record is from the annotation of a GenBank genome assembly. Lineage: Eukaryota; Metazoa; Rotifera; Eurotatoria; Adinetida; Adinetidae.
AUGCCAAUAAAUCCAAAUUUUGACUUAGAAACAUCCGACAAUCCAAAUGUGAUUUCCAUGGAUGAACAGACGAUAUCGAAAAAACAACGACCAUUCGAUUUUCGAACAUUGAAAAAUGUUCUUGCCAUUAGUCUUGCAUUUCUACUUCAAUUUACCGCAUUUAAUGGCAUGGGGAAUCUUCAGAGCUCAUUGAAUACCGAAGCUAAUGUUGGUGUUAAUUCCUUAUCGAUUAUUUAUGUUUUUCUCAUCUUUUCGUCUAUCUUUCUACCCCAUCCUCUCAUGGCUGUCUUAGGUCUCAAAUGGACUUUAAUUAUCUCUCAAGUACCUUAUCUUCUUUUCAUGGCUGCGAAUUAUUAUCCAAAAGCGUAUUUAAUGUACCCUGCUGCUGUACUAGUUGGCUUAGCUGCAGCUCCAUUAUGGACAUCGAAAUGCAGUUAUCUGACCAAUAUGGGUACUGUUUAUGCGAACGAAAAAAAUUUGAAUAAAACUGCAGUUAUUAAUCGAUUUUUUGGCAUAUUCUUCAUGUUCUUCCAAUCAUGUCAAAUCUGGGGCAACUUGAUCUCGUAUUUGAUCUUGACACCAGAAAAUCGAUUAUCUACCAAUGAAACGAGCAAAAUCAAUACGCCGUUAGUGGGAAUCAUAUAUGAGAAAUGCGGAGCCGACUUCAGCGAACAAGAAUAUCAAAGUACCGAAGUAGCGAACAAAAUCGAUCGAAAGACAGUGGAUAUUCUUUGUAUAAUUUAUGUGUGUCUUUGCAUUAGUUCAAUCUUCCUUUUAAUCUUUCUGCUUGAUCAACGACGAACAGCGUCACGCGAUAAAGUCUCAGUGAUGAUUCGUAGUUCGGUUAAAUUACUUGUUUCUACGCUGAAACAUAUGCGUCAUAUCGAUCAGAUUCUACUUAUUCCAAUGAGUAUUUGGUGUGGCCUGGAGCUGACCUAUGUUUUUACGAUAUUCACCAAAGCGUUUGUUUCAUGUACGUUCAGUGCGAAAUAUGUUGGUCUCGUCAUGAUCGCUUUUGGAAUUUGUGAUUCCGUUGGUAGUUUUGCCUUCGGUCAACUUGUUAAAGUCGUCGGCCGUUGGCCUUGUUUUGCCAUUGCUACAGUAAUUAACUACGCUUUAGUGAUCACCAUGCUCAUCUGGCAUCCGUCGAGUAACCAAAUCGUUGUUCUCUUCAUCAUUGCUGGUCUUUGGGGUGUUGCUGAUUCAGUUUGGCAAUCGCAAACCAGUGCACUCUAUGGCGUUCUAUUCAACGAUACAAAUGAAGCAGCUUUCUCCAAUUAUCGCCUUUGGGAAUCAGUUGGAUUCGCUUUCUUUUAUAUCAUUACACCAUACGCACGCACUCGUAUUAUAUUGAUUAUUCUUUUAAGCUUUCUCACCGUUGGUAUUAGUGGUUAUAUCAUAAUUGAAUAUCGAUGUCGAAAAUACGACGAACAAAGAUUGAAAAAGCAACCUUCGACAUCCGCUCAAAGUUUUCAAUUCUAA